Molecule: messenger RNA, 967 nt
Organism: Drosophila biarmipes
Lineage: Eukaryota; Metazoa; Arthropoda; Insecta; Diptera; Drosophilidae
Product: heat shock protein 22
Exons: 1
Coding region: 262-783 (173 amino acids)
Biological process (GO): response to heat; protein refolding
Molecular function (GO): protein folding chaperone
Source: RefSeq, a predicted model, not a curated record
GCAGAGCUCUCUCAGUUCUAAAAAAUCACAGCAACAGUCAACAUCUCGCAAAAAAUACGAUAAUCCAAAAUUUCACAAGCUUGAUAGAAAAUAACUAAGCUAAAUAAAUAUAAAAUACAUCAAGACCUUAAAUUCAGACUACGAAAUAAAAAAUUUGAAAUAUUAUAUUUCAAAAGACAACCGAAUAUUUAAAAGCAUAUAUAUCAUCUGAAAUUACAUCAGACAAUCCCCACUAUAAUUAACUAUAAUCAUCAUACCAUAAUGCGUUCCCUACCGAUGUUUUUGCGCAUGGCGGAGGAGAUGACCAGGAUGCCACGCCUCUCCUCGCCCUUCCACGCCUUCUUCCACGAGCCGCCCCUUUGGAGUGUGGCUCUGCCGAGGAACUGGGAGCAGAUUGCCCGCUGGCAGGAGCAGCAGUUCGCCCCACCGGCCACCGUCAACAAGGAGGGCUACAAGCUGACCCUGGACGUCAAGGACUACAGCGAGCUGAAGGUCAAGGUGCUGGACGAGAGCGUCGUCCUGGUGGAGGGCAAGUCGGAGCAGCAGGAGGGCGACCAGGGAGGCUACAGCUCCCGGCACUUCCUGCGCCGCUUCGUCCUGCCGGAAGGAUACGAGGCCGACAAGGUGACCUCCAGCCUGAGCAGCGACGGCGUCCUGACCAUCAGUGUGCCCAAUCCCCCGGCGCUGCAGGAGACCCUCAAGGAGCGCGUGGUGCCCAUCGAGCAGACCGAGGAGCCGGCCAAGAAGACCGACGAGGAGCCGAAGGUCGAGAGCAAGCAGUGAUAUAAAGAACUUCGAUGCUAGUGAAGCCCUUAGUUAUAGUUAGAUCUUCCCAUCUCUACCAAACAAAAUUCAAAGACUUGUAAAAUGAAUAAGUUAAUUCGUAAACCUUUAAGAUUGGUUAACUCCUUAUGUACAUUUAUGUAGAAAAGAAGGAAAUACAUUUUAAAUUGAAUAUUAAGCAAAA